AUGGCGGUACCCUACUGCUUCUGCCACCAUGGCAAGGCCAUCUUCAGUUUUGGAGUCCGGAUGCCUCCAGAGAACUUUGAUCUCCCCCAACUGUACUUCAGUAUGACUCAGGAAGUGGGGGCUGACGGAGCCAGUGCAGCUGGAAGGAAAAGCACUGCCAGCAGGGAGCGCUUGAAGCGCAGCCAGAAGAGCACCAAGGUGGAGGGCCCAGAGCCUGUGCCGGCCGAGGCCUCGCUGAGUGCCGAGCAGGGAACGAUGACGGAGGUGAAGGUGAAGACUGAGCUGCCCGAUGACUACAUCCAGGAGGUGAUCUGGCAGGGCGAGGCCAAGGAGGAGAAGGCGGCGGUCGGCAAGGAUGGCACUGGCGACGUGCCCGCCGAGAUCUGUGUGGUGAUCGGCGGUGUCCGCAACCAGCAGACGCUUGAUGGAAAAGCAGUCGAAGGCAGCCCUCACGGUGGACGUGUGCGAAGCCGGUGUUCAGGGACCUGGAUUUUUGACCAAGCGUUGAGAGAUGCAUCGGGCUCCUAUGAGUGUGGAAUCUGUGGCAAGAAAUACAAAUACUACAACUGUUUCCAGACCCAUGUGCGGGCGCACCGAGAUACCGAAGCCACCUCAGGGGAGGGAGCCUCCCAAAGCAACAAUUUCAGGUACACGUGCGACAUCUGCGGGAAGAAGUACAAAUACUACAGCUGUUUCCAAGAGCAUCGGGACUUGCAUGCAGUGGAUGUGUUUAGUGUGGAAGGGGCCCCCGAGAAUCGGGCAGACCCCUUCGACCAAGGCGUCGUUGCCACUGAUGAGGUGAAGGAAGAGCCCCCGGAACCAUUCCAGAAAAUCGGGCCAAAAACGGGCAAUUACACCUGUGAAUUCUGUGGCAAGCAGUACAAGUACUACACACCCUACCAGGAGCACGUGGCCUUACACGCCCCCAUCAGUACUGCCCCUGGGUGGGAGCCGCCGGACGAUCCAGACACGGGCUCUGAGUGUUCACAUCCAGAGGUCUCCCCGUCUCCACGCUUCGUGGCAGCCAAGACCCAGACGAACCAGUCGGGGAAAAAAGCUCCGGCGUCCGUGGUCCGAUGCGCCACCCUCUUACAACGCACCCCUCCAGCCACCCAAACCCAGACGUUCCGCACUCCAAAUUCGGGAUCUCCAGCAAGCAAGGCAACCGCAGAAAGCGCUUUCAGUCGGAGAGUAGAAGGCAAAGCACAAAACCACUUUGAGGAGACGAACAGCAGUUCGCAAAACUCCAGCGAAACUGCAAGUCCCCUGAUUUCCAAUCCUUUCCCUCUCCUGAAGAAGCCCUACACCUGCGGCGCCUGUGGGAUCCAGUUCCAGUUCUACAACAAUCUGCUGGAGCACAUGCAGUCCCACGCAGCUGACAAUGAGAACAACAUCGCCUCCAACCAGUCCCGCUCCCCCCCUGCUGUGGUGGAAGAGAAGUGGAAGCCUCAGGCCCAGAGGAACAGCGCCAACAACACCACGACCAGUGUUUUAACACCCAACAGCGUGAUCCCCGAGAAGGAGCGGCAGAACAUCGCCGAGCGGCUACUGCGGGUCAUGUGCGCUGACCUGGGCGCGCUGAGCGUGGUGAGCGGGAAGGAGUUCCUCAAGUUGGCCCAGACUUUGGUGGAUAGUGGCGCCCGCUACGGGGCCUUCUCGGUCACCGAGAUCCUGGGCAACUUCAACACGCUGGCACUGAAACACCUGCCACGCAUGUACAACCAGGUGAAGGUGAAGGUGACCUGUGCCUUGGGCAGCAAUGCCUGCCUGGGCAUCGGCGUCACCUGCCACUCGCAGAGCGUCGGCCCUGACUCCUGUUACAUCCUCACGGCCUACCAGGCCGAGGGCAACCACAUCAAGAGCUACGUGCUGGGCGUAAAGGGCGCGGACAUUCGUGACAGUGGCGACCUGGUGCACCACUGGGUACAGAAUGUGCUGUCAGAGUUCGUGAUGUCGGAGAUCAGGACGGUGUACGUGACGGACUGCCGGGUGAGCGCGUCCGCCUUCUCCAAGGCCGGCAUGUGCCUUCGCUGCUCAGCCUGUGCCUUGAACUCGGUGGUGCAAACGGUGCUGAGCAAGCGGACGCUGCAGGCCCGCAGCAUGCACGAGGUCAUCGAGCUGCUCAACGUGUGCGAGGACCUGGCAGGCUCCACGGGCCUCGCCAAGGAGACCUUCGGGUCGCUGGCGGAGACAUCGCCACCGCCCUGCUGGAACUCCGUGACGGACUCACUGCUGCUGGUACACGAACGCUACGAGCAGAUCUGUGAGUUCUACAGCCGCGCUAAGAAGAUGAACCUCAUCCAGAGCCUCAACAAGCACCUGCUCAGCAACCUGGCCGCCAUCCUGACGCCGGUGAAGCAGGCGGUCAUCGAGCUGAGCAACGAGAGCCAGCCCACCCUGCAGCUGGUGCUGCCCACCUACGUCAGGCUGGAGAAGCUGUUCACCGCCAAGGCCAACGACGCGGGCACCGUCAGCAAGCUGUGCCACCUCUUCCUGGAGGCGCUCAAGGAGAACUUCAAGGUGCACCCGGCCCACAAGGUGGCCAUGAUCCUGGACCCGCAGCAGAAACUGCGGCCCGUGCCGCCCUACCAGCACGAGGAAAUCAUCGGCAAGGUCUGCGAGCUCAUCAAUGAGGUGAAGGAGUCCUGGACCGAGGAGGCCGACUUUGAGCCCGCCGCCAAGAAGUCCCGCUCUGCCACGGGCGAGAACCCCGCAGCUCAGGAAGACGAUCGGCUGGGGAAAAACGAGGUGUACGAUUACCUGCAGGAGCCCCUCUUUCAGGCCACCCCCGAUCUCUUCCAGUACUGGUCGUGUGUGACCCAAAAGCACACAAAACUCGCCAAACUCGCCUUCUGGCUCCUGGCGGGCCCGGCCGGGGGAGCCAGAAGGUGUGUAAAUAUGUGUGAACAAGCACUUCUCAUCAAGCGGAGGCGACUGCUCAGUCCGGAAGAUAUGAACAAACUCAUGUUUCUGAAAUCCAACAUGCUUUAGGACUAGGAAAAAAAAAAAAAAGACAAAAAAUAAAGAAGACAAAAAGAGAAGAAAACAUUAGAAAAAAAAAAAACACAACACUGUCACAAACAAAGAAAAGGAAUUUAAGUUCUAAACACUGUGGACCUCAUUUAAAUGCCCCCUGGAAACUUAAGUGCGCUUUUUUUUUUUCAGUGUGUGUGU
Molecule: messenger RNA, 3174 nt
Organism: Tupaia belangeri chinensis (Chinese tree shrew)
Lineage: Eukaryota; Metazoa; Chordata; Mammalia; Scandentia; Tupaiidae
Gene: ZNF618
Product: zinc finger protein 618
Exons: 16
Coding region: 1-2991 (996 amino acids)
Source: RefSeq, a predicted model, not a curated record